CAGAAAUUUACUGCGCAGUUAAUGGAACUAAGGCUAAGGAAAAUUCUCCUAUCAUCGUGUUUCGCCAUUUGCCUCGCCUAUGUAAUCCACCAACAUUUCUCACAGACAUCGGAUCCACGUGUAUAUCAUGUGACACCACCAUCACUCGAGUUGGACGACCACCUAAUUUCAAACGACAAGUACAGUAAAGUCGACAAGAUUCAUUUACAAUCGUACACCGGCCCUGAAAGCUUCGCUUUUUACAAUGGCUCUCUGUACACCACUGUGAUGGAAGGUAAAAUAUUGAAAAUAAACGAUGCUGGAAUUACUGUUCAUGUAACACUUGCCUCACCCGACUGCACUAAUUCUCAUCAGUGCAGUAGACCGUUAGGUUUGAGAAUGUUGAAGAAUUCAAGACACCUACUUGUGACUGAUGCAUACAUGGGUGUAUAUUCUGUAUCCUUGAAAGACGGUGGUGUUCAGAAGUUGUUUCCUUUGAAGGAUGAUUACAAAUUUACAUUUUUCGAUGAUUCAUUUCUCCUUCCGAAUGGUAGUGUUUUUAUCACUGAAGCUAGUACAAAUUACACUAUACAUGAAUUGUGGUCAGCGCUUUUGGAGGGAUUGCCUAGUGGAAGAUUGAUUAUGGCCGACACAAACACGGGUAAACACAGUGUGAUACUCGACAAUUUACGUUUUCCCAAUGGAAUCGAGCUUCAUCGUGAUGGUAAAUCUAUCCUGGUCGCUGAAACAGUGAAGUUUCGCAUAUUACGAGUGCCACUAGAUGGUGGUGAAGUUACCGUGUUCAUAGAUGGUUUACCAGGUUUUCCAGAUAAUAUAAGAGCUAGUCCACGUGGGGGUUACUGGGUUCCUGUUCAAGGUUUGCCUAAUUCACCAGUGAUGGCAUAUCUCUUCAAGCAUCUACCAGUUUGGCCUAACGUUCGUUAUCUUUUCUCCAAGCUCAUGUCCCUCUUUCCAUCUAUCUCUACUGGUGGGUCUGGACCGUCAAUAUUACUUCGUCUAGAUGAUGAUGGAAAUAUAGCAGAGAUAUGGAAAGAUCUUCAUAAUGAACUGCCUAGUGUCAGUGAGGUACUAGAAUACAAUGACACACUUUACACGGGAAGCUUCUACUUACCCUAUAUUGGUCGCUUGAAAAGACUGUCAAAUUAGCGGACAAUCAAAAUUCCCGUAGAAUACUUUGUUUUCCUGAGAGACAAACAUCAAUGACUGAAUGUGCCUAAACAGAUCUAUUUAUAUUAUUCAGUAAAUUAUUCACAAUUAUAAACUUGUGCAUUAAUGUUUCGAUAUGGAAAGUAAUCUGUACUUUCGGAAACAUCAUUUCUACUCAGUUGAUUUUGGAAGUGAUAAAAAUGUUUAUUUGUUGUUCAAACACUUUUCAGAAUAGUUUGUAGUUUGUGAAAUGCACUCAUGACUUUUGUGUAAACAGAUGCCCCUUGUUCAUUUUCUAUUUGAUGUAAGUUUAUUCACUAAUAAAAGUGUCUUUUGUCUUCUAAACUAUCACACCAAUGUACUGAAUGGCUUUUGUUAAUAAAAAGAUUCUUGACUGUUUCAGUGAAACACAUCACUG
This is a messenger RNA of Trichobilharzia szidati, 1564 nucleotides long. The record is from the annotation of a GenBank genome assembly. Lineage: Eukaryota; Metazoa; Platyhelminthes; Trematoda; Strigeidida; Schistosomatidae.